AUGAGUUGGGAGGGGGCGGCGAAGUGGGUUGUUGGGAUCAACGAGUUCUUCUCAUCGGCCGGUAUCGUCGACGUCACGAAAAAUACGACACGAAAAAGAGGUGCAACACGAGGACUUCCCAGGAGCACGCUUAAGCUGCGGAGUUCGAUGGGAUCCGGUGCAUUAGUGCUUGGUAUGAUCGCACCUGCCAAGUGUUGCGCGAUCAAUGGUUAUAUGGAUUCGACGGACACACGACUAACUUGUGAUGCGUGA
Sphenostylis stenocarpa is the source of this 252-nucleotide messenger RNA. The record is from the annotation of a GenBank genome assembly. Lineage: Eukaryota; Viridiplantae; Streptophyta; Magnoliopsida; Fabales; Fabaceae.